Cornus florida is the source of this 1147-nucleotide messenger RNA. RefSeq names its product protein DOG1-like 4. NCBI's taxonomy places the organism in Eukaryota, Viridiplantae, Streptophyta, Magnoliopsida, Cornales, Cornaceae. The coding region runs from base 74 to 934 and encodes 286 amino acids. Gene Ontology annotation, molecular function: sequence-specific DNA binding. The transcript has 2 exons. Gene Ontology annotation, biological process: DNA-templated transcription. The record is from RefSeq and is a predicted model, not a curated record.
CUUUGUACUAUCCAAGUCUCUAUAAAAGCCCAUUAACUUGGUGCCUCAAGUACUACCAUCUAUCUAUACAUCCAUGGCCUCCCUCCCCAACACCAGUGCCACAAACAUGGCUCCGGUCAUGAGCAACGGCACCGGAGAGCCAGACAGUUUCGACAAGUUCUUCGAGUCGUGGCUCGUCGAACAGAACCGAAACCUCCAAGAACUAGUCUCCGCUUCCACCAACAACCACAACCAAAGUAGUACUACUACAACUGAGUCACCUCAAGGGGACCAACACCGAGACCGAGCCUUGCCCGCCCUUAUCAACCGAGUGGUACUGCACUACGAGCAGUACUACGAAGCAAAAGCCAGCUGGGCCAACCACAACGUGUUGCCUAUGUUGUCCCCGCCAUGGCUCAGCAGUCUCGAGGACACCUACCUAUGGAUCGGCGGGUGGCGACCUAGCAUGGCCUUUCACUUGCUCUACUCCAAGAGCGGUUUACAGUUCGAGGCCAGACUCGCCGAGUUCUUCCUGGGCUUCCCCUCCGGUGACUUGGGCUAUCUUUGUCCCACUCAGCUAUAUCAAGUUAAUGAGCUGCAGAUAAAGACGUUAAGGGAGGAGCGGGAGACCACCGAGAAAAUGGCUAAGCAGCAGGAGACCGUAGCCAACACAUCGAUGGUCAAUUUGUCUCACGUGGCGUCGGAUUUGAUGAGGAGUGACCAGGAGAGUACUCAGGAGCGAGUUGAGGAAACGAAGGACCGAGUUAGAGUGGAGGUAGCCCACAAGAAGGAAGGACUGGGGGAGGUGCUGCACAGGGCGGAUGAUCUACGGCUGAGGACGCUCAAAGGGGUGAUUGAUAUUUUGACUCCAAUCCAGGCCGUCCAUUUCUUGAUUGCUGCUGCUGAGUUACACUUGAGGCUUCAUGACUGGGGAAAGAUGACGGAGGCAGAGUGAUCUCACUAGUAUCUUUCAACAGAUUCCAUACGAGUUCUUAAUAGUUUUAAUUUAUUUUAAGUUUAUUUCAAGUUUGGUUGUUUUAUUUUAAGUUUAGUUGUUUUAAUUUAAGUUGUUUUAAGGUCUUGUAAUAUGUUAUCGUAUGUCACCAACUUUUUUAUCCCUGUAAUAGAAUAUGUUAAAAACAACUUUACAUUUGUUCGUGAAUAAACA